AUGGUCAAGCGAUCACGCGAGUCAUCGAUCCUCUCGACUGAAAGCGACGAGCAAAGUCCAGUCACGCCAAGCUCUAAAUCUCCCCGUCUCGCGAAGGUCUCAGUAGCUAUGGUCGACGCUCCAACGGUGAAGACUGUUAUGCAGUGUUCCCUACCACCUCACCGGGAUACCCUGGAUUUUGCUUCUAUUGAGGACUUCGAGAUCCACUAUGCCAAAGACCAUUCGAAUCGGUGUACCUCAUGCAGCAAAAACUUCCCUACGGCGCAUUUCCUAGCCUUGCACAUUGACGAAAACCACAAUCCGUUCCGAGAGGCAUUGCAGGCCAAAGGUGAGAAGACAUACGCCUGCUUCGUCGAGGGCUGUGACAAGAAAUGUUCCACCCCACAGAAACGACGCCUGCAUCUGAUUGACAAACACUUGUUUCCCAAGAUAUACAACUUCCGCAUUGUCGAUACCGGCAUUGAUAACUCGACCUCGAUGCUGCGCGAGAAUCGCCGCAGGAGAGUCUCGACGACCGCUGAUCAGACGGCCUCCAGUGGUACGCGGAGACGGCAGUCUCAAGCUGGGAAGCAGCAGAACUCUGCCGUGAUCCCGCCUGACCAAAACGGAGUUCUGCUCAAGGACGAAAGCCCGAAGCUCCAAUCCAAGCAGAAUGUCUCGGAUGCAGCCAUCAAAGAUCUGGAAACAUCCAUGUCCGCCUUGCGAUUCGUGCCACCACAGAUCAGGCAGCAAAACACGCGGAACCGAAAGUGA
Molecule: messenger RNA, 753 nt
Organism: Cladophialophora carrionii CBS 160.54
Lineage: Eukaryota; Fungi; Ascomycota; Eurotiomycetes; Chaetothyriales; Herpotrichiellaceae
Exons: 1
Coding region: 1-753 (250 amino acids)
Source: RefSeq, a predicted model, not a curated record